Messenger RNA from Arabis nemorensis, 6540 nucleotides. The record is from the annotation of a GenBank genome assembly. Lineage: Eukaryota; Viridiplantae; Streptophyta; Magnoliopsida; Brassicales; Brassicaceae.
AUGGACUCAGAUUCCUCAAGGUCACGGAUUGAUCAGUUUUAUGUCUCGAAGAAGAGGAAACACCAGUCACCAAAUUUGAAGUCUGGGAGAAAUGAGAAAAAUGUGAAGGUGACAGGAGAAAGGUCUCCUGGAGACAAAGGCAAUUUGGACAUUUACUUGAAAGCCUCUCUGGAUGACAAGAAAUCUACCAGUAGUGGGUUGCAGGCAAGGCAGGAAGCGUUUACAAAAAAAAUGGACUUGGAGGUUUCUGGCUCUUCUGCUGGUGAAAGAAUACUACCGCGACUGCCUAAACCCCUAAGUGCUGAAACUUCUAAAGGAUUUGAAGGGUGUUUGAACCAGAGCGGAUCUCAAGUUUUGCAUAAAGAAGGUGUUGCUACAGCUGAAACUCACGCAACAGAUGGUUUCCUAUGUGCUAACCAGAAUUAUGAUUCAGAACUAAGAGACUUUGCCACUGGUUUCUUGUCCUUGUAUUGUAGUGGAGUGCAGUCUGUUGUUGGCUCACCUUCUCAUAAGAAGGCAAACGAACUGAAGCGUCAAAGCAGUUCAUCAUUGCUUGCUCAAGAUAUACAACUUUCUCAGAAGAGGCGUUGUGAUUUCGGAAAUACACCAUCGCUAGAUGAACUUGCCAGGACUAAGCCUGAACCACUCGUUAGUAUUGUUGAUAAGAGAGAAAAAUCUGUUCCAGACCCUAAAAAGAAGAUUACAAGCAAUGAAUCUGUUGAAAUUUCAAUGGGCUUGAGGAAGUGUACAAAGGCACCAGAAUCAUCGGCUCAUCCUACUGAAUGCCACACGCCUGGAUCAACAGUCAAAUCAUGUCCUGUUGGAACACCUAAGUCAGGGAGUGGUAGCUCAAUGUUCUCACCUGGAGAGUCUUUCUGGAAUGAAGCAUUUCAAGUUGCUGAUGGUUUGUCAAACCCAACUGAGAACUCUGGUUCAGUAGAAGCUAAAGAUGGAGGUCAACAUGAAGCUAUUCUUUCAUGCAGCAACGAAACAGAUAAUUGCAGUGACAAGUUAAAGAGAAAUUUAGAUUUAGAUGAAAGCAGAGUAAAGGCUAAAGAUGCCAUUGGUUACUCGAAGGUCGUGGAGAAGCAAGGGAGAGAUUUUAGUAAAGAAGUAUCUCCACUCCCUGUCAAGAAUCUGGACCUUUUGUUUCAAGAUAAAAAAACAAAUGGAGGUACCCAAGAGCAGUGUGCUUCAUUUGAUCAAAAUAACAUUACUCGAGGAAGUAGUAGGAUCUCUGAAUCUGCUUCUGUUAAUAAUAAAGAACAUGAAACUCUUGAUAUUGCAAAUAAUGCUCAGGCAGAUAAAAAUUUGAUAGGCAACAUAAGAAAAUCAGCUGACUCUAGUGAAUCUGAAGAAAGUAAUACUCCUUCAAGCUCUCAUCGUAAUAAAGAUGGUUUAAGUCUCAGCACGUGGCUUCCCUCAGAAGUUUGCAGCGUAUACAAUAAGAAAGGAAUAUCUAAACUUUAUCCAUGGCAGGUCGAGUGCCUUCAGGUAGAUGGUGUUUUGCACAAAAGGAACCUGGUAUAUUGUGCUUCUACAAGUGCUGGUAAAAGUUUUGUUGCAGAAAUUUUGAUGCUGCGCCGGGUCAUAACAACUGGAAAAAUGGCACUGCUUGUGCUACCUUAUGUAUCCAUUUGCGCUGAGAAGGCGGAACACCUUGAGGCUCUUCUUGAACCACUUGGUAAGCAUGUUCGUAGUUACUAUGGAAAUCAGGGUGGUGGAACACUUCCUAAAGGCACUGCUGUGGCUGUUUGCACGAUUGAGAAGGCAAACUCUUUGAUAAAUCGCUUGCUUGAAGAGGGUCGUUUGUCUGAACUUGGGAUAAUUGUUAUAGAUGAGCUACACAUGGUGGGGGACCAACAUAGGGGUUAUCUUUUGGAACUUAUGCUGACGAAACUUCGUUAUGCUGCCGGUGAAGGCAGUUCAGAAUCUAGUAGUGGUGAGAGUUCAGGGAAUAGCAGUGGCAAGGCUGAUCCUGCUCAAGGCCUACAAAUUGUGGGUAUGAGUGCUACAAUGCCGAAUGUUGGAGCAGUUGCUGAUUGGCUUCAAGCAGCUUUAUAUCAGACAGAGUUUCGGCCAGUUCCACUAGAGGAGUAUAUUAAAGUUGGUAACAUCAUUUAUAAUAAAAAGAUGGAAGUUGUGAGGACUAUACCAAAAGCUGCUGAUAUGGGAGGAAAAGACCCAGACCAUAUCAUUGAGCUUUGUAACGAGGUUGUUCAAGAGGGCAAUUCAGUGCUGAUAUUUUGCUCGAGUCGAAAAGGAUGUGAAUCAACUGCUAGGCAUAUUGCAAAGCUCAUUAAAAUAGUGCCAAUAUACGUUGAUGGUGAAAAUAAUAGUGAGUUUAUGGAUAUCAAAUCUGCUAUUGAUGCCCUGCGAAGGUCUCCGUCUGGGGUAGAUCCUGUACUAGAAGAAACUCUUCCCUCUGGGGUUGCCUAUCACCAUGCUGGUCUUACAGUUGAAGAAAGAGAGAUAGUUGAGACCUGUUACCGUAAGGGUCUUGUACGUGUCUUAACAGCUACAUCCACUCUGGCGGCUGGGGUUAACCUGCCUGCAAGGAGAGUCAUUUUUCGACAACCAAUGAUUGGCCGUGAUUUUCUGGAUGGAACAAGGUACAAGCAAAUGGCUGGUCGAGCUGGGCGGACUGGGAUUGAUACAAAAGGAGAAAGUGUGUUGCUUUGCAAACCUGGAGAACUCAAACGAAUAAUGGCACUUCUAAACGAGAGCUGCCCUCCUUUGCAGUCUUGUUUAUCUGAGGAAAAGAAUGGAAUGACUCAUGCAAUAUUAGAAGUUGUGGCAGGUGGAAUUGUUCAGACUGCCAAAGAUAUUCAUCGCUAUGUUAGGUGUACUCUUCUGAAUUCUACAAGGCCCUUUCAAGAUGUGGUCAAAUCAGCUCAGGAUUCUCUUCGGUGGUUGUGUCACAGAAAAUUUCUUGAGUGGAAUGACGAGACAAAAUUAUACUCUACAACACCCCUUGGACGUGGAUCUUUUGGCAGUUCACUCUGCCCAGAGGAGUCACUUAUAGUGCUGGAUGAUCUUCUAAGAGCACGUGAAGGACUAGUUAUGGCUUCCGAUUUGCAUUUGGUCUACCUAGUCACACCAAUUAAUGUUGGUGUUGAACCGAACUGGGAAUUGUAUUAUGAACGGUUCAUGGAACUGUCUCCUUUAGAACAGUCUGUUGGCAAUAGAGUUGGGGUGGUCGAACCUUUUCUGAUGCGCAUGGCACAUGGUGCAACAGUGCGCACUUUAAACAAACCACAAGAUGUAAAAAAUAAUUUGCGUGGAGAAUAUGACAAUAGGCCUGGCUCAACGAGCAGUAAGAUGCUUUCAGAUGAACAGAUGCUUCGAGUGUGCAAACGAUUUUUCGUUGCUCUCAUCUUGUCAAAAUUAGUUCAGGAAGCUUCUGUGUCUGAUGUCUGUAAAGCCUUUAAAGUGGCUAGAGGUAUGGUUCAAGCGUUACAGGAGAAUGCUGGAAGGUUUUCUUCCAUGGUUUCGGUGUUCUGUGAGAGGCUUGGAUGGCAUGAUCUAGAAGGCUUAGUUGCCAAGCUACAGAAUCGUGUUUCAUUUGGUGUCAGGGCUGAAAUUGUUGAACUUACUAGCAUUCCAUAUAUAAAGGGUUCAAGAGCUAGAGCAUUGUAUAAAGCUGGCUUGCGUACAUCUCAGGCAAUAGCUGAAGCAUCCAUCCCUGAAAUUGUCAAAGCUCUCUUUGAAUCUUCAGCAUGGGCUGCAGAAGGUACAGGACAAAGAAGGAUACACCUGGGAUUAGCCAAGAAAAUCAAGAAUGGGGCGCGCAAAAUUGUUCUUGAGAAAGCAGAAGAGGCGAGGGCUGCUGCAUUCUCUGCUUUUAAGUCACUUGGUUUGGAUGUUCGUGAGCUUUCAAAUCCCAUGCCCUUGGCUCCUGUUACGAGUCCCAGUGGACAAGAAAGUACUGAAAGAGACAUUACUGGAGGCUCUGUUGGUCCCAAUGGAUUACAACAUUUUCCAGGAAAAUCAAGGAUAGAGGGGCACAUGGAAUGUGAGAACUUUGAUAUAGAUAAUCACAGAGAAAAGCCUAGGGAAGUAUCAGGUGCUGCGUUAGCGGUUUCAUCAGAAGUUAAAUUGACCAGUCGUCUUCCUGAUUUUCAACCCAUAGGAACUACAGUGGGCACUGAUGGGCCUAAUGCUGCUAGUAUUCUUUCCAGUGAAACUUUCUCUCCCCCUGUAUAUGAUGACAGAGAGAUAAAAGAUGAGAACAAUGUUGAGCAGCAUUUGACGAGGAAUGGCCAUAUUCCUCUUAGUAAUAAGGAUGGUACAAGUGAAAAGGGUCCAAUAAAUGCAGGAAAUAUUAGUGGCGGAUUUGAUUCAUUUCUGGAACUUUGGGAAUCUGCUGGAGAAUUUUUCUUUGAUAUCCACUAUAAUAAAGUACAAGAUUUGAAUUCCCGCAUCUCUUAUGAGAUACAUGGAAUUGCAAUCUGCUGGACUAGCUCUCCUGUAUACUAUGUCAAUCUUAACAAGGAUCUUCCUAACCUAGAAUGUGCAGAAAAAGAAAAGCUUCUCAAGGAUACAGUUGGCAAAAACGAAGUUUUGGCUGCCCACAACAUGUUUGAUGUUAUAAAAUCUAGGUGGAACAUAAUCUAUAAAAUAAUGGGGAAUGGAAGUACAAGAAAGUUCACUUGGAAUUUGAAAGUCCAGAUUCAGGUGCUGAAGAGUCCUGCCAUUUCAAUCCAAAGAUGUGCUCGCCUAAAUCUUGCGGAAGGGACCAGGGAUUUUGAGUUGGUCGAUGGAUCUUGGCUAAUGAUGCCUCCGCUUCGCAUAAGACACACCAUUGACAUGAGCAUCGUGACAUGGAUUCUUUGGCCAGAUGACGAAAGACACUCAAAUCCAAACAUAGAUAAGGAAGUAAAGAAAAGACUGUCCCCAGAUGCAGCUGAAGCUGCUAAUCGCAGUGGCAGGUGGAAGAAUCAGAUCCGAAGGGUUGCUCACAAUGGUUGCUGCAGACGGGUUGCUCAAACGCGAGCCCUUUGUUCAGCUCUGUGGAAGAUCCUUGUGUCCGAAGAACUUAUUGAAGCACUGACUACGACUGAAAUGCCCCUGGUUAAUAUCCUUGCAGACAUGGAGCUCUGGGGGAUAGGUGUCGAUAUAGAAGGAUGCCUUGGGGCACGGAAUAUAUUGCGGGAUAAACUGCGGUCCCUUGAGAAGAAAGCAUUUGAAUUGGCUGGCAUGACAUUUUCAUUGCACAACCCAGCUGACAUUGCAAAUGUGCUGUUUGAACAGUUGAAGUUGCCAAUACCGGAGAACCAAAAUAAAGGGAAACUUCAUCCAAGUACUGAUAAGCAUUGCUUGGAUCUUUUAAGGAAUGAGCAUCCUCUUGUCCCAAUAAUCAAAGAGCACCGCACUUUGGCAAAACUCUUAAAUUGUACACUUGGAUCAAUUUGUUCACUUGCUAAACUACGCUUGAGCACGCAAAGGUACACUUUGCAUGGCCGCUGGCUUCAAACAUCAACAGCAACUGGGCGGCUUUCCAUUGAAGAGCCUAAUCUCCAAUCUGUUGAGCAUGAAGUAGAGUUCAUAUUGGAUAAAAGUGGAAAGGAAGCGAAUUUAGCUGAUCGUUACAAAAUUAAUGCACGUGAUUUCUUUGUUCCUACUCAGGAAAAUUGGCUACUCUUGACAGCAGAUUAUUCACAGAUAGAGUUACGACUUAUGGCACACUUUUCUCGCGAUUCCUCGUUGAUUACACAGCUUAGUCAGCCAGAAGGCGAUGUCUUUACGAUGAUAGCUGCAAGAUGGACCGGAAAGGCAGAGGAUUCUGUUAGUCCAGAUGAUAGAGAUCAGACCAAAAGAUUGAUCUAUGGAAUUCUAUAUGGAAUGGGUGCAAACAGGCUUGCAGAACAGCUUGAGUGCAGCUCAGAUGAAGCCAAGGAGAAAAUUAGAAGCUUUAAAAGUUCUUUCCCUGCAGUCACCUCUUGGCUUAACGAAACAAUUUCAUUUUGCCAGGAAAAGGGAUACAUUCAGACGCUCAAGGGAAGAAGGCGUUUCUUGUCGAAAAUAAAAUUUGGGAAUGCCAAAGAGAAAUCUAAGGCUCAAAGGCAAGCUGUAAAUUCCAUGUGCCAGGGAUCUGCUGCUGAUAUAAUCAAGAUUGCUAUGAUAAAUAUAUAUUCUGCAAUUUCUGAGGAUGUUGAUACCGCAGCAUCUAGUUCUUCAACUGAAACUAGGUUUCACCUGUUGAAGGGACGAUGCCGAAUUCUUCUACAGGUACAUGACGAACUUGUGCUGGAAGUGGAUCCUUGUUACGUAAAAGAAGCUGCAAUGUUGUUACAAACCAGCAUGGAAAAUGCGGUUUCACUUCUCGUCCCUCUACAUGUGAAACUGAAGCCUUGGAUGGUUUUGAGCAACUCGCUCAUAUGCCUAUCUGAUGCAUCAAAAUGUUCCGACUUCCACGGCUGGACUCGAUGGCAUGCUCUUCUUUAUCUUCAUGAAGUGAUGAAGAUCAAUGAUUUCACCGGCUUCGUCGACAUUCCUUGCUUGAAGCCCGAGACAUGGUUAUGGAGAGGAAUGGACUAA